GUCUGAGACCACGGUGUGCCACGGUCACCGCUUUAUUUGCUUGAGCUUGUGUACAGACCGCAUCGCAGGAACUUAAUGAAGUUUCGCUCUCAUCACGCUGUUCUCACCCUGUACUGCUGAUUACUAAGCAACAACUCUACUGCGUUUCGUCUCCGAAGCGUGGUUAGUGAAGCGAAAGCUCAAGUACACUUGUGUCGUAGCUGUCUUCUCAUCUCGGCCAUCAGAGUGUCUACGCUCUUGUUUUGCGCUGUCCGAAGAAGCGGAAUUCAACAUGUGGUCGUUGAGGAUGCACGCUCGCUCGCGUGUGAUCCUCACGCUGCACAACAUGUGUCGGUGGAAGCGGUCCAUGUCUGAGGUUCGGGUGCGGUUUGCGCCCAGCCCUACCGGUGAGAUGCACUUGGGAAGCCUUCGCACUGCUUUCUACAACUACCUCUUCGCCAAAAAGUACGGCGGCAAGUUUCUCCUCAGGAUCGAGGACACGGAUCAGUCACGUGUGGUUCCUGGAGCAGCAGAGAGAAUUGUCGACACACUGCGCUGGGCUGGCCUUUGUCCAGAUGAAGGUCCUGGUCUGGGUGGCAGUGUAGGCCCCUAUGUGCAGUCGCAAAGGUUAAAAUUCUACCAAGAGCAUGCACACAGGCUCCUUGAGACUGGUCAUGCCUACCGGUGUUACUGCUCAGAGGCACGGCUGGAAAUCCUCCGGAAGAAUGCUUUACGGAACCAGGAGGUGCCUCGUUAUGACAAUCGGUGUCGUUCGUUGGAAAAGAGCCCUCCAGGAAGCCAGCCUUAUGUGAUUCGUCUCAAGCUGACUGACGGAAAUGUGACAUUUCACGACGGCGUUCAUGGGCCAGUAACCCUCAAUUUGUCUCUUACGGAAGGAGAUCCUGUGAUCCUAAAAAGUGAUGGUUUCCCAACAUACCAUCUGGCGUGUGUGGUGGAUGACCAGCUGAUGAAGGUGACUGAUGUACUGCGAGGUGUUGAGUGGCAGGUCUCAACGCCCAAGCACCUGAUGCUGUACAGCGCUCUUGGCUGGGAGCCUCCCCGUUUCUGGCACCUGCCCCUGCUGCUUAACAAGGAUGGCACCAAGCUUUCCAAGCGUCGGGAUGACAUCCAUGUGGAAAAACUGAGAGAGCAAGGCUUUUCACCCGAAGCUGUGCUCAACCUGCUCGUGUUGGCAGGAGGCGGGUUCGGCAAACAGCUCAAGGACCAAUUCUUUCAGCUCCACGAAAUGGUUGACAAGUUUUCACCCGAUGACUUGAAGGCAGGCUCGUGCCGUCUGGACACUGAGCGGCUGCAAUCCCUGAACAAGCUGCACCUGCACUCGUGCCUUUGCUCAGAGGAUGGGACACGGAUGCUCGCCAGGCAGUUGCAACAGCUCCUGGCUGAGAAGCAAGGCUCUACAGUCAACGCUUCCUUCUCCGAACAAGAUGUCAUUCAUGUUCUACAUCGAACUAAGGAGCGCAUCGACAGUUUACAUGACCUGCUCACUCCAGAGAUGGCAUUCAUCUGGUCUGAUCCCAUUCUCAGUGGAGUAGACCAACAUAAACCUGAACUUGAUGCAGCGGUUCACCACUUGUGCAGCCAACUGGAACGCCUGGACAGUAGCCAGUACAAUAGUGACUUCUUGAGCCAGCUUCUAAAGUCAUUGGCGUCUGAGGCUGGGCUCAAGUACAGCAACUUCAUGCACUAUUUGCGACUGUUGCUAAGCGGGCUGAAGCAAGGCCCAGGUGUAGCUGAAAUGAUGCUGCUUCUCGGAAAGGAACGAACGCUUCACCGCCUGCAGCGAGUUGCAGGCAGCGAGCUCCACUCGGGCAACAACGCCAGUUUGGGGGCUGUAAAAAACGCUUAGCCUGGAGUAUCUCUUAUGUACCAAGUGAGCUGUUUGGCAACGCAACAUGCUUUUGGCAUGUUGCCAGCUCGAAGAACGUCACCCCUGGAGCCAGUUGAACUGUAGAACUUUGCAUUCGUCGCAUCAAAGGAAAUGUCCCGAGACAGUCGUAAGCAGGCUGGCCCAUGAUAUUUUUAUUGGCAUUGAGGUUGAGUGAAACUGUAAUAUACUACAGGUACCGUAAAAAAGAUGAACAGAACGUGGCUAGCAUACUAUCAAGAUUCUCUUGUGUGAUAUUCUGACACUAUUUACAGUUUCAACCUCCGUUUUUUACGACGGCAUGAUACCCUGUCAGCUGUAGUCUUGUAGGGAAACUCCUUUUUUUGUUCCUGCCAUGUUAGUUUUUAAAACAUAAUGUGUGAAAAGGGCCUGAGAGAGUUUGGAACAUGAGUGGCUCAGCACCCUAAACGACUAUUGUGCAUAAACUGGUUAAGGGCUAAGAAUCCUGGAAACAGCUUUUUUGAAAUUUUUCAGCAUUCAGGCGACAGCAUUGUCAAAUUGUUUGCGUUUUAAAUUGAGCAGCACUCCUUGUAUCAAGCCAGCUGCUGGCAAUCAGAUGUUAUCCUCCUUCUCAGCAGUGCUUUUUCUGUCUAACUCGUUAGACGCACAACCGUCGCGCCGGCAGUGACUGUGCACUUGACAAAUUGAGCUGCAUGAUGUUUGAAAUCAGCAAAUGUUUGAAAAAUUGUUUCGCUGAGCCACUGUGAUCUGUUGUGAUUUGUAGACUUAGAAAGAUUGGCUAAUAAUCAUUGGGACUUGCUCUACUGGCUCGAUGCACAUGUACAUCAUCAAAGGCCUUUCAUGGUCUGCUUAAAGGAAAGUGUGCAAACAAGUGGUCAUUGCUUUACCCGGCGUAUAAACAAUGACCAAUUGGCUAAUUAUUCAUACAGGAACAAGUGGUCCUCCCCUCUGUGCACAUCUCAUGCCUCUACUAUAUCGCCUGUGCUGGUCAUCUUACAUGUCACGUGCAGGUUCUAGAUGUCAGCCAAGAAUACUUUGCCUCUAUUUUUGAUGGUUGUGGUUGUUCAAACCACUACCCUGACUGUGGUUGUAGGCUGCUGCAACACUGCAAACACAGUUUUGGUUUUAUAUCAAAUUGAUUAUGCACAGGCAAAAGCUAUGGUGUGUGAAUAUUUGAAAAAUUUGAUAUUUUUCUAUUGGUGUUUGCUAUUUGUUUCGAUUCACACUGCUAUUUUACUAUACCAAUCAAAUUUUGAAUGUGUUUCAUCCCAUCACAUUCUCGUAUUAUGGCAAAGCUGCCUUUCAAGCUUUGCUACGGUCACAAAUUUAUUGAUUCAAGAAAAUGCUGGUUCCAACAUGCAGAUAACAGAUGUGGCAGAGAGCAGAAGGGGAGGGGGGUGCUUAAUUUAAAGCUGUUCUGAGCAUCGAAUUUGGGCAGGAAGUCCAAAAAUUGAACGCUGUAGGUUUUUAGCAUUGAGAGCUUCAGAUGUUAUUAUAUAUUGACGUCUAUGACGCAUAUUUGGAACUCCAGACUCCAAGAAAGCACACCUUUGUUCUCCACAUUCGUUGGGCUUUCACAGAAUUUGAAAGAGGUGGAGAGGCUGAGAAAGUAGCAUCUUUGCUUUUCACGUGUAAAGUGUUGCCAGGAAAUCUUUGGUAGCACCAAAUCAUGUAUGUAAAUACAAUUCAGCUUCUUCAUUGCCUCAUUCUUUAUAGCACAACUAUGAAACACCACUCUUCAGCACUUCAUCACUCCAACCAAAAGAAACUUUCAUGUUGCUGUCUCUUAAGAAUAUAAUUGGGUAAAUACUGUGCAUAGGUCGGCAAACUGACUCGUAAGUGAACUCACCAGACUCGAAUAAAGCCUAGGGUCCGAGUCUGAGUGAGCCCAAGUGAGCAUAUUUUUUUAUAGUGUGUAUAUAAUGUACAGAGCACCAGUUUCAUGCUUGUUUCCUUUACCAUGGGCGAUCCUGUUUAUACUGUAGCUAUGAACUCCACCACAAACUUAGUCGUACGUUUGUCAGCAUCAUUCCUCAUGAUUCGCACCUUGUUUGCGUUUUUCAUUCAUUCAUUCAUUGUUUAUUUGGUGAUUUGUGGAAGAUGAAAAUAAAGUAAAACAUUGUGCACAUUAUGUGACAACUGCUUA
Messenger RNA from Rhipicephalus microplus (southern cattle tick), 3992 nucleotides. RefSeq names its product putative glutamate--tRNA ligase, mitochondrial (gene GluRS-m). The record is from RefSeq and is a predicted model, not a curated record. Gene Ontology annotation, molecular function: tRNA binding; zinc ion binding; glutamate-tRNA ligase activity. Lineage: Eukaryota; Metazoa; Arthropoda; Arachnida; Ixodida; Ixodidae. Gene Ontology annotation, cellular component: mitochondrion. Gene Ontology annotation, biological process: glutamyl-tRNA aminoacylation.